CCUUUCCCGCUGCACUAUCUAAAACCCAAUUCACACCCAUCUUCCAGUUUUCUUUUCCCCUUCUUUCAAUAUCUUCUAUAUCUACCUCUGCAAUAAUGGACAGCAUAAACGACACUACAACACCCACCAACUAUGCCCUAAACGGCAAGAUAAUGCUCUGCUCAGUAAUUAUUCUCUUCAUCGUCGUUUGUUUUGUUGUUUUCUUCCAUAGCUACUCUCGCUGGUUCACCAACCACCCUAGAGGACGUCGUUCACGACGGCCCUCUCACCCCAAUACUAGUGCUACCAAUACCGCUGUGGUUUCAUCUCAAGGUUUGGACCUCUCUAUCCUCAAAACUCUCCCCACCUUCGUUUACUCCUCCUCCUCCUCCGCCCACCACGGCGCCGCCGUGCAAGAAUGCGCCGUGUGCUUAUCCGAGUUCGAAGACAACGACCGAGGCCGCGCCUUGCCCAAAUGCAACCACGCCUUUCACGUCGAGUGUAUCGACCUUUGGUUCGGCUCCCACUCCAACUGCCCUCUUUGCCGGGCCCCGGUCCUAUCCGAUACUCCGACCAAUAACCCUGGAACUUCGGCAGAAAUCGUGAUAACUAUAAGUGAAAUGGCAAUACAGUCGGAUUCAGAGUCGAGAGUGGACGUUUCUGAUGAUAGGUUUGGAGCGGAGAUGAGUUGCUCGGAAUCUUCUCCGGUGGGUGGUUUAAGGCCGGAGUGGUGUCGGGGAAAUAAACCGGUUGAUCUUGUGAGUUUGGGUAUGGAGGAGUCUGGAAGAGAGAUGGCUUCAACGGGUUCGCCCGAAAGGAGUCGGGCCAAGUCACCGGGUAAUCGGGUUAUGUCGUUGAAGAGGAUUUGGAGCGUGUGAAGAAGAAGAAGAAAUUGCGGUGAAAAACGAAGCAAGUGACGUCUUACAUGAGCUCAUUGCAAGUGCAAUCUAGACAACAUAGUCAUUCUUCAUGGGCUCCCUCUCACUCCAGACAAACUACAUUUCAUCUGUAUAUGUGGCCUUUAACUGCGUAUUUUGAUUUUUUUAAUGAGUAUUUAAUUAAUAUAAUUUGAUAUAUAUUCGCAAUUAAAA
Humulus lupulus (European hop) is the source of this 1070-nucleotide messenger RNA. RefSeq names its product RING-H2 finger protein ATL64. The transcript has a single exon. Bases 96 to 857 code for a protein of 253 amino acids. NCBI's taxonomy places the organism in Eukaryota, Viridiplantae, Streptophyta, Magnoliopsida, Rosales, Cannabaceae. The record is from RefSeq and is a predicted model, not a curated record.